GCCCGGUUGUCAUUCCCAGAGGAAGAAGAGGGUGUGAUCGACUUUUACCUGUCCGGUAUUUUUUACCUGGCGCUCCCAUCGUGACUACAUGUCGGCCGUCGAGUUUCAUUUUGCUGUAGAUCGUUAAACACUGGCUUCACUCAGGAGUAAAGCGGAGAAGGCAUUAAAGGAUGCUAAGAAGAUCCUGACUCGUGGCCCCAACAUGAGUGUGACAUCAUGGUUCCUGGUCAGCAGCUCGGGCACACGCCACCGGUUGCCACGGGAGAUGAUCUUUGUCGGCCGGGAUGAUUGCGAGCUAAUGCUGCAGUCUCGCAGUGUGGACAAACAGCACGCCGUGAUCAACUAUGACCCAAACACAGACGAGCACAUGGUGAAGGACCUGGGCAGUUUGAACGGGACAUUCGUGAAUGACCUAAGAAUCCCAGACCAGACGUACAUCACCCUGAAGCUCUCAGAUGUUAUUCGAUUUGGCUAUGAUGCUCAUGUAUAUAUCCUGGAGAAGAGUCAACACAAGGUCCCAGAGGAAGCUCUUAAACAUGAGAAGUACACCAGCCAGUUGCAGCUAAGCAUAAAAGCCCUGGAGGCCAAGGCAAAGGAAAAACAUCAGCUCCAGAGCUCAGAGAAGAGCAAAGACUCUAUUUCCAAUGUCAAACUGCAGGACAGGGCUGAGCGAAGAGCCCACUCGCUCACAGCUGCCACAGAUUCUCCGAUAUCCAAGCCUACUCCUCUGUAUGGCCAACCGUCGUGGUGGGGGGAGGAUGAGGACCCAGCCAACAAAAAGCAGGGCAGAGGUGGAAAAUCGCCAGAGCAGGAGUCUCCAGAGCCUGGUAAAGACGUGUCCAAAUAUGAGGUCAACGGUUCUCUGUCUGACAGUCAGGCCAAGUCCAUCUUCUCUUACCGCCGGGAGCCCAGCUACUUUGAGAUCCCAACAAAGGAGUUCCAGCAGCGACCUGCCAAAAAGCCUGAGUCGCAAGUUCACGAGGUUCCCACAAAGGACACCCCCGAUCCCAGACAGUGUGUCCCCUCCACCCCCACACCUCCCGUGGUCCAAAGCCAUGCCUCCUUCACUAUUGAGUUUGAUGAGUGCACACCAGGUAAAAUGAAGAUCAAGGACCACGUGACAAAGUUUUCUUUCCGCCAGCAGCGAAAGCUACCCUCCACAGAGGUUGCUACCGCACCCACCGAAGUAAUGUCAGUAGAAAGCAAAGUUGCUGAUUGGCUGGUCCAAAGCAAUGCUAGCAUGAUGAGGAGGAGGUCGCAGGCUGAUGACAUGUACAGCACAAGCAGUGACCCAUCACUUCUGAAGACCACCAAGCCAAACCACCGUGAAGAUGGCACUCACAGUGAUUCAGGGGAUCCUGGUAUCAAUGGAAAUGAUUUCCUCCAAUCAGAAUCUCAGAUUGGGUCCCAGGCGUCUCCACAACCCUCAAGAACCCCCCCACAGCGCUUCGCUUCCCCUGGCUCUGAGGAGCCCUUGUCCUACUCUCCUCAAGAAUCGCAGUCCCUUUCCAGUCUUGGCAAGGCUGAACCUCACCAGGCUUUUGUCAUUGAAUUUUUUGAUGAUAGCCCAAAAAAGAAGCGAUCCCAGUCCUUCACCAAUAACACUACCCCACCUGAGCCCUCAAGCCUCAGGGUGCAGCUAGAGAAGGCAAGAAAGAGUUCAAGCCCAAACGGGGAGAGACAAGUCCAAUCUUCAGCCUCCACCACUCCCCCAUCUCAACGAUACACCGUCCCCCUGAAGGGCCCUGCUUCCACAGGUCCGCAGAGAGCUGGCUCUCUACGAAGGGAGAAGACAGAGGACCGAAUCAGCACCAGCUUCUCCUCCCGCUCUUCAUCUUCUGUCUCUGUAAGGCCCUUUAGCAGCGUGGGCCGGAGAUCCAAACUCGCCCAGGAAUUUACCACUGAAUUUCUCAAACAAGCAAAGCAGGCCUCUUCUGCCAGCUGGGAGAAAAAUACAUCUAGUUCACCUAUAGCAGCUAAAACAGAGACAGUGGUGAGAUCACAGUCUAGUCCCCCUCCACCUAACGCUCCCUACCAGCCCCAGACUUCCUCUCCCAUCCACAAGCCUGUUCCCCUCAAGGCCCCUGUUAUGACCCUGGCAUCUCACAGUGAAAUCAAGAGCCCCCUUGUCGGCCUCAGAAAUGAAGAGGAGGACAGUCUGAGUGAUGCAGGGACCUACACCAUUGAGGCAGAUGUCCAAGAUAAAGAGCUGGAAGAGGCACGCAGCAAGAUUGACCAGGUGUUUGGUGUUGUUGGGAGCCCAGAGCGAACCAACCAGAGUGAAGCAGAAACACCAUCAGCAUUUAGGCCUGUUAUUGUUCAGGGCAGGGAGCAGCAUAGGCAGAGUAGCAGUGGGCAGGUUCAGUCAGCAGGUGCAGUGUUACAGGGGGCUCCUAAGUGGAUGUCUUGUUGGGCCAGCUUGGCAGACAGCUACACAGAAUCUGGCCCUUCGUCUGGCCUCUUUGACAUCCCUGCCCAGAUGGAUGCGUCAGGAGGGGCACGAGGUACGAUCAUCCACAAGGCCACGCUCACCCGAAACCAUGACAGUACAGACUUGAGAGCUCGACGCAUCCUGCCCCAGGUACCGGUGGGGGAGAAGAGUGACAUUCCAACUCCCAGCAUUCAUGUUCAUUAUGACCCGCAUUCGACAUUUGAUGUAGGAGAGAAUAGCUUGGUGGCCCCCGGGUCUCAGGAUGACAUUCACAGGUUGUCAGUGCAGGACGACGUGGAGCCUGACAGCCUGAGCGACGCCAGCAAGUCCGAUGAUGGUUCUAUCAUAGAGCAGAGGAGGAGGCCGCUGUCAGACACGGAAGAGAGGAGAAAUAAGGAGAAGGCCAGACUCCCAGCCAAGUCUGCAUCAUUCUACAUCGAGUCAGAGGAGGCUGUGUCCAAACCAGAGUGUGGAGAUGCAAAACCCGGCACUCCCAAGACCGAGAGAAAACAUGGGACCAAAACUUUCUCAACGGCCACCCUGACCAAACAGAGAGGUAACCAGGACUCUGAAGGAAAAAUGAAGCCCAGUGUGUCCGCUCCUGUCCUGGACCAAGGAGCACAGAGUCCAGAGUCCAAAGAGGGCACAGUGUCUUCAUUAAUCAGACAAGAGAGCUUCACCAAGGACCGGCCCAGCAAUGCCAGAUUGCCCAACAUCUCUAGCCAGCCUUCUCAGAAGGACACAGACCCUGUAUUAUUCCAGGGAGUUUGCAAUCAGGACACCCACUCUUACCUCAAACAGACAGAGGAUGUUCUGGCCGUUCUGGAGGCCAAACUCCAAGCAGGACAGUCAGAAACCACUCCGUCUCCAAUAAUGGACUCUCUUUCUGGGGAAUCUGAUGUGGACACGUCCAGCACAGUCAGCCAGCAUAGCAGUAAGACCAAGCCAAACACACUGACGAAAAAACCCUCUGUUAGUGGCCUCCAUAGGGAAAGGUCUUCAGCUAGUGCAGCCAGUCAGGAUUCAAAUCACCAGUCCACGUCGUCAGAAAAGCGCCGUUCUCAGGGAGCAGACAGCAACAACAAAACCGAGUCUGUCAAGAGGCCAGUUGGUCUGAGACGUAGUGUCGGGAAAUGUGGUUCCACAGAUCUAAGUGAUGACCCUCACAGCUUACCUUACUCUGAUCAGGAGUCUAACACCUACCAAACCCGCAAGAAAUACACCAUGCCCCUUCAGAAGGAGGACACCAAAACCACCAGAGUGACCCAGGCCUUGAGUCGUGCCAACAGCUUGUCAGCUCCAAGACCCACCAGGGCAUCCAUGCUGCGUCGCGCUCGCUUGGGAGAGGCCUCAGACAACGAGGGCACGGAGACGGAAAGGCUGUCACAGGAGGUGGGCAGCAUCUCCACUAAACAGCCCCAGGAAACCAAGAAACUGUCCAGGCUGGAUAUGCUGGCGAUGCCUCGUAAGCGGACGAGCUCGUUCAACACGCCCAGCGACACCGAGACCUCCUCCACCCCGCAGUGGGUGGGCAAAAACACAGGAUUCUCCAACCGCAGCACAGAGUCCGGCGGCACCUCCGUUCGAAGGGCCUCCGCUCCGGGACAGAAACCUGUAGAAAGGCCGCAGAAAGCACCGCUCUGCAGGACCCCACUCACCCGUGGACGUUCAAGCAGCGCCAAAUACGCCAGCAGCACAGCAAGCUCCAGGAGGCGACAGAAAGGCUCUGACUAUACCUCUACCUCAGAUGAGGAGUACGACUCAAACCAGAGCACCCCUAAACACAAACGCUCCCAACCUUCCUCAGCUUCCCACAGCCCACGCAGUCAGGCUCGGCCCCAGCCGGUGGUCGCCCUGCGUCCAAAGCCCCGCGGCAGAGAUUCUGAGGAGGAGAGCCAUGAGGGAGACGCCUACCACAGCUGGUCCUCUCACAGUGCUGAGAUUGCCCGAUUGAGCCAAGACCUGGCUAAAGACCUGGCUAUCUUGGCCAGAGAGAUCCAUGACGUGGCAGGUGAUGGUGAUCCACAGAACCCUGGAGCGGAGAGCAGCGCACCCGUCUCCACAGUGACCGCUCACGAACAGCUGGUUCAGCGUAUCCCAGAGGCUGGAUUAAACUACCAGAGAGUCCCACCAUGUUCUGCAUCUGCAAGGGAACCUGACCAGAGCUCCAGUGACCACGAACAGAGCUCCAUGCAGCGAGCUCGGAGCAGAGACGAGGUCAUUGUAGACAAUCUGAUGCUGAAUCCAGUGUCUCAGAUCAUCGUGGCCAUCAGAGAAAACACUGAGCAACUUGCUGACAAGAUUAAGGUACUGUUCCAGGACAAAGUGGAUAUCUGGGAAGAAAUCGAGGCAAAGGUUAAUUCUGACAAUGACGUACCUGUUGUCAAAACCUCUAACAAGGAAAUCACCUCAAUUUUGAAAGAACUUAGGAGAGUUCAGCGACAACUUGAGGUCAUUAACACAGUCAUGGAUCCCAGUGGGCAGCCUGAGGCAUCCAAGUCCUCAGCCUCGGACUUCUCGUCCUCGUCUGGAGUUCGGCCCUCCAGAACGCCUUCAUCGCGGGACUGGAGAACAGUCCACUCUGUCUCUAAGCGAGGCGGGGGCCCGAGGCCCGGUGAGAGCGUCAGGAGAGCAGCUGUGACGCCAGACGAUCUCAGAGAGGGAUAUUUGGUCUGAGGUCUGACACAAACACACGUCGCUGAACUUCUGCUGUAACCCCACACACGCAGGUGUCGGACCACUGUGUGCAGAAUGAAACCAAGAAGAGGGGGGAAGUGAGACUGAAUACACGCAACUGUACCCUCCUGCACAUCCAGACGUACACACUACUGCACUAUGAGCACUUCACAGCUACACAGUGAAGCCUGCCCUACACACCCUUAAAUACAUUCAGCGGCAGGCCUACGCAUGAGGUGAGGAAGUACCAUAAUACUCCUCUGAAACUCCUCAAAACUAUACUUGAUUGUUUUUGUUAGAGAUUGUCCUCCUUAUUUACCAAUGAUAUGACCAACAUUUCUGAUUUUAAAAGCUCGUCGUGAUUACUUGGCAUAAUUUAAAACCAGCCUGAGCUUAAUCAACUCAGGGAAAUGUAUUAACAAAUCGGAUUUUUGUGUUUAGGGAUAAAUAACAUUUUGAAUUUUCUCAGUAAAUUUUUACAUACAUAUUUUUUUUCCUUGGUUUUGUCUUUGUUUGCCGCUUUUCUCUCUGUGGAACAGAUUUAUGGAAGAAUGUAAAAAGUAUUUAUUAGCGGUCUUUUGUGAGACACUGGUAUUUUGUAACCAAGACAACAAUGGCUUUGGGAGAGAGCUGGUAGACUCUAGUGCCAGACCAAUUCAUCUUACAUUACACAGAUGCUACCAGCCAAUUUCUUGUGUAUUUCUUGUGUUAUUUCACAGUGGAGCGGCUGUGUCCAGGCCCCCUUCAGUACAUUGACAUGAUCUGUUUUGCCCAGCUGGAGGUGAAAAUCCCUCUGGAAUGUGUAUCCAAAUGGAUGUUGUGGCUGAGUCCAUGGUUUAGUCACCUGGCAACCACAAACCCAUGUGGCUAUAAAACACUAGUAGCCCAUUUUCAAGCUUUCCUGCUCUUCUUCCUUCUGAAAAGUGAGUUUUUACUUGCGUUAAACACAGUCGGGGGCUUGAAACUUCCUUUCUUUUGUGUGUGCCUGUGCCUGUGUCUGUGUCUGUGUCUGUGUGUGUGUGUGUGUGUGUGUGUGUGUGUGUGUGUGUGUGUGUUUUGUCUCCCAUGCCUGAAGAGCACAGUUACCUCUGAGGGUUUGACAAUCAUAAAACGACUGACAGGAACGAGUCUCCCUUAUCUUUGUUUGUACUGAGCUCAUCCCACUACACCUAAACCUCCACGUUGGUGUCCUACACUAAGAGCUCAGUUUCUCGGGUCACAAAGUCACGUCUGAUGUGUCCUCACAUGACAGGAGAAGAAAUGUAAUUUUAGCAUAUAACAAGUUGUGUGAAACUGUAAAUCAGAUUAUUAGUUUGUGACAUCCUGUUGUUCAGUGUGUAAAUAUCUAAAGAUAUAUAUGUAUAUAUAUGUCCUACAAAUUACCUCUCAAUCCUGUCUUUUGCACUAAUGUAGUACAGAAUUAUCCCUUCGACCUGAUAUGCUGCAAAAGCUGAAAGCCUUUUACUCUCCUGUGACAGACUGUAAGCAUUUGAUGCUGUAGGAGUUAAAGCAGGGAAAGAGGCCUCUCAGCACACCAGCACGUUUUUGUUUCCCUCUUCCCAGUCCAGGCUGUACAUGUGAUUGUGAUUGGGAAGUACCUAUAAGUGCCACAGAGCUGUGUGUGGGAUGAUGUUUCAUUCAGCCAAGUACGGUGGUUGUUUACAAAUUCGAGCAAAAGCUGAAUGUUUUGUCUUUUCUUGCUCAAAGAAUUGCUGCUAUUCGUCAUCUGUGGGAUUGUAUUUCCCCCCUUUGCUUUACUUCAUCUAAGCCACAGAAAGCCAGAGAGCUGAAGUUUAAAUCUUGUGUCCCAUUUUUUGAUAUUCAGUUUCUGCCCCCCCCCCCCCCCCCCCUCCUUUCCUCUUCCUUUUCUCCCCCCCUGAAUGAUUUGGUUGUAAUCUUGCUGUCUUGUUAGCUGGUAUUCAUGUUUGGUCAUUUGUUUAAUUUGUUAGAUGGUGAUUCCAAGUUUUGUUUUUUCAAAUAAAUUUAACUAGCAACGCU
Molecule: messenger RNA, 7105 nt
Organism: Toxotes jaculatrix (banded archerfish)
Lineage: Eukaryota; Metazoa; Chordata; Actinopteri; Toxotidae
Gene: cep170b
Product: centrosomal protein 170B
Exons: 19
Coding region: 203-5107 (1634 amino acids)
Molecular function (GO): protein binding
Source: RefSeq, a predicted model, not a curated record